AUGCAGAAAUUACCAGUGGAAUUACUUCAUUGUAUUUUGGAUAAUCUUGAUACAAAAACAAUCGUUUUUUCAGUUCGACACGUUUGUCGAUUAUUUCGAUCGUUAGGUAAUAAUUAUGAUCGAUAUGUUUUGAAUUUGACUUUAAUUUCAAAGCGAAAUCUUAUUCUUCUUUGUCGAUUAAUUAAUCCAAAUAAUGUUGUAUCAUUGAUACUUUCAAAUGAGGAACAAACAUCAAGUCAAAUAGAUUUUUUUAUUUCACUCGUUCACCUUCGUCAAUUUACUCGACUCCGUUCAAUAACUCUUCUUCACACUAAUGAAUCUCAAUUAAACUUUAUUUUGGAACGAAUUAAUCUUAAUUUCCUUACUUCAUUUUCAUUCAGUAUUAAAAAAUACGAUGAUAGACAUAUCAAUACUACGAACAAUUUUCUUACAUCAAUGGUCUCGAAAUCGAAUAUUCGAAGAAUUGAAUUGAAUUUAUCAAAUGCAAGAUUAUCACAGAUUUCAUGGUCAUUGGAUUGUUCAAUUCAAUAUUUGAUUGUGAACCAAAACAUAACUAUGGAUAAUCUUCUAAUUAUACUUCAAUGCUCGCCUCAUUUGCACACAAUUAUUUUGAAAGAGACAUUGGAUGAGAUUAUCAAUCAUGUAUCAUUAAAAUUUGCUUCUCCAAUAUAUUUUCGACAAUUAACAUCAUUAACCAUGGAGAAUUUUCGUGAAACCGUUGAUGAUUUGGAAUCAUUUCUUUUAUUGACGCCAUCACUGGUUCAUUUAAAACUUGUUGCUAACCGACCCAUGUUCGAUGGGAAACGAUGGGAACAAUUCAUUGAAAUAAAUCUACCUAAUUUAGAUAAAUUUGAAUUUUAUUUUGAUUAUUGGAGUUCAGAUGAGAAAACCUCAGCAUAUCUUGAGUUAAUUAUUGCUUCUUUUCGAACUCCUUUUUGGAUUGAACACAAAAAAUGGUUUGUUAAUUGUGCAUGUGAUAUCAAACGAUCAUACACCGUUUAUCUUUAUUCAAUACCAAUAUGCAAAUCGUUUUUAAAAUACGAAGUAGAAAUGGAUAAAAAUUCACUCUUCAACCAUAUGACGACGAUGGACGAUAAUCAAUUCAUAAAAAGUGAUGUCAAUGUUCUCAAUCUAACUUUAAAUAAAAUAUUAGCCGAUUAUAUACAUGAAAAGGUAUGUUAUUUGACUAAAUUCAUACAUUUCAUAACAUAUAGUAGCAUACAAUGA
This is a messenger RNA of Rotaria sp. Silwood2, 1227 nucleotides long. The record is from the annotation of a GenBank genome assembly. Lineage: Eukaryota; Metazoa; Rotifera; Eurotatoria; Philodinida; Philodinidae.